GUAAUUGAAGCUAAUGCAAGAGCUUUCGCUGUUGAAGCACAAGCAAGAGCUGGAGCUGGAUUAAAAGAUUUAGGUGCCCGUGCAGGUUAGAAGUCUCAUAUCCACUUCCACAGUUUUUCACUCCACCUUGGUUGUGAGACAAUUCACACAGCUAAAAUGGCAGCCGAUGUGUGGAAAACAACACGCUAUAUCCUUGCUUGUUUCAGUUUUCAAGCAAAAUAACCUCAUCAUAGAAAGACUUAAUGUUGAGCACUAUCGCUAAAAGUCAUACUGUAGCUGUUUAAGUGGACGGACAACAAUCGCAAAGUAUAAAUGUUUUAACUAUACCAUGAAUUUGAAAUAUCUCACUGAUUGCAAACUGAGUGUAAAUGCACGCGGUAUCGCUGACAACAUCGAAACUGAUUUCGCCCUUUCCCGAAAUCAAUCAAAUCGCAGUGUUUUCAGAAUUUCGUCAGCUUGUGCACUGAGAAAAAAUUAUACGGAAUUCGUUCGUUUGAAUUCCUUGGACACAACUUGAUUCCACGAGAACCGCAAAUAAAUCAUUUUGGGAUUUUUACCAUUGGAAACCAUUAUUAUUUAUUUAUUUAUUUAUUCAUCGAUUCAUCGGUUAAUUGAUUUACUUUUUGAAACGAAUAACGAAUAUGUCCACGAUAUCAACCUUGGAUAGUUCGUGGGUGCAAAUCAAGGUCUUUAAAGUUCUUACCCAAUCUAUGAAAAAGCGACAGGUCCCUUAGCUCAAUUGCAGCGUGAUCACACUUCCCGACAAAACGCGCCACUUUUGCUUCAACUCACACAUAAAACUGGUCCACAAGUCGCCGACCGUCAUGCUUCCCUGAAGCUCGGAUAAACUGUUCUUUGGAGAUUCUGCUACGUAACGACGUGAUGUACUGACUAAGAUGGGAUUAACUGAAGCAUGAUUUUAUAGAUGCUAGCAGUAUUACAAAUGAAACAUCUUUAGCUGGGAAGAAUGAAUGUAAGACUACACAAAAAUUGCCUACUUUCACGAUGUCAUCAUGUCAAGAUGGCGCCAAAAAGGUAGUCAACUGGUACCUUUUGGUAUCACACGUUUCAAUCCUCCCCAAACACUUACAGAUUAGCAUACGUUCUCCAAAAGCCUAACGCAAUAAUUUUAUCCGGUCUGUCCCAACCAAUGCGGCGGCAGAAACCGUGGAAGGGUGUAUUUUUCUUGCGAUUAGUACUCACAAGUUACGUUUCCAUUUGUGUCUUAGAAGCUUCAGCAGUUCUUGCUAAAGUAGAGGCUGGAAUAACCCAUGUUCCAUUUGCUCAAGUUAGUGCUUCGGGCCCAGGAGCAAAUGCAGAGACUGGUGUUUCCUGGAAAUACACCGGCGCAAGCGCAGGGGCAUAUGCUGGAGAAGCAAGGGCAGGCCCAUUUGCUGCUAGAGCUGGAGUUAAAUUUUGGGUCGAAAUUAGAAAUGGUGUUCCUGAAGUUGAUUUAGGACCAGUUUCCUGUUCGGUAAUGUAA
Porites evermanni is the source of this 1483-nucleotide messenger RNA. Lineage: Eukaryota; Metazoa; Cnidaria; Anthozoa; Scleractinia; Poritidae. The record is from the annotation of a GenBank genome assembly.